UAUAUUCAAUCGUUUCUCGGUCGCACGAUACUCGGUCUCGAGGAUGAUAAACCGGUAGACGGAUUCCUCAACCAAGCAUUCCUGUACGCACAAGUCAGCACAACCUUUGUGGUCGCCGGCGCGAUGGGGGCGUUUAGUUGUGGACUGGUCGCUGAGCUUCUUGGAAGACACGCAAGUUCAGUGUGGAUACCAUUUGCGCCGAAGUGAAGCUCGGUCGCACCGGGCAUAGGGACCUGCACCCGAAUCACAAUACUCGCCAAGGACAGAAUGCCAAAUUGAUACACUUGAAGAGCUUAGCGAACCGUGAAGAAUGUUACUACAAGUCUACUGGUUCAUCCCAGCCGCUCACAAGCCAGAUCUUUUAAUCGGAAUCCCGAAAGCAUCAGAUAAUCGCUUCGCACUGUCGCGGCUUGUCAUUUUCGCGCAUUCUCUUGAUCCCCUGCCGGGAUGAACCAGAAAAAGCUUACUUUUUGACACUAGAUCAUGGCGGUUCGUUACCCAAAGAACCCAAGACGCAACGGGCUGCUAUUCAACCACGGGUUUGCUAUCCUCGGUGGGGUCUUGUGUGCUCCGUGUGUAUACGCAAAUCAGGCGGCUCUGUUGUUUGUGGGUCGUUUCAUACUUGGCAUCAAUUGUGGCAUUACGAUUGGGAUUGCAUCCCUUUAUCUAGUCGAAGCCUCACCUCGUGACCUGCGUGGUGCAAUCGGUGCGUGCAAUCAGUUGGCUAUCACCAUUGGAAUUCUUAUGGCCUACGUAGUCACGCUGACACAUACGCUGAACACCAGCGACUUAUGGCCCAUCGCGUGUUGUUUGUGUGCCGUCCCCGCGGUCGUCUCUCUGGUGGCGCUGCCGUUUUGUCCGGAAAGUCCACGUUUCCUGUUUAUGAAGAAGAAUAAGGAAGCCGAGGCACGCAAAGCAUAUGCACUAUUCAACGGAGACGAAGGUGUGGACGAAUUUAUCGGAGAGUUACGGGAAGAAAUGGAGGUGGUCAAAAAUCAGCCCAAAUUCAAAUUCAUGCAAUUGUUCACCCAGAAGGACCUUCGCAUGCCGGUGAUGAUUGCUUGCUUGAUUCAAGUGCUUCAGCAACUGUCCGGCAUAAAUGCAGUCAUCAGUUACUCCUCGACGAUGCUUAAAACGGCUGGGAUUGCGGAUGAAUACAAUCAAUAUUGCGUAGUGGCAAUCGGUUUCAUAAAUGUCAUCUUGACUGUAAUCACCGUCCCGUUACUGGAGCGAGCAGGCCGUCGGACACUACUUCUGUGGCCAACGGUCGCCUUGGCUGCCUCCCUGCUACUGUUGACCAUCACGGUGAACCUCGCUACAUCGCUGUCCUCUGAAACAAUGCGAAGAACAAUGGGAAUACUCUCAGCGGUCCUCAUAAUCGUUUACAUUUGUGGAUUCGCAAUGGGUUUGGGACCGGUGCCUGCAUUGAUUGUAUCCGAGAUAUUCCGGCAAGCGCCGCGUGCGGCAGCGUACUCUCUCAGUCAAGGUCUACAGUGGUUGAGCAACCUGCUGGUAUUGUGCAGCUAUCCAAGUAUCAACGCUGCUAUUGGCGGCUACUCAUUUCUGCCAUUCCUUGUCGUCGUGGUAGUCUGCUGGGUGUUCUUCUUCCUAUUUAUGCCGGAGACUCGUAACCGGACGUUCGACGAAGUCGCUCGGGAUUUGGCCUUUGGGAAUGUUGUUGUCGGCAAGCGAACAGCCACUCUUGAAAAUAACCCAAUGGCCGAGAUGAACAAAACUGAGCAGGGCAAUGUGAACAACCCGAGGGUAAUCGAACCAAAACAAAACGAGAAGCAGCAAUACAGUCCAAUCGAUGAGCCAAACCAUGUGUAAUAUGUUGAGGUCAAAUCGGGUGGGAAGAGAGGAGAAGAGAAAACUGUAACCCCUUCAUUUAACCAGUGAUAUUGUUAUUUCUACCUUAGACAAAACGGGCCCGAAGUAUGCGACUUAUACCGAACCCAUUGACAAAAUAACAUUCAGAGUGCCAGCAAACUGAACUGGAUAAUUACACAAAGUCCGAAUUUUUUAUUUUCCACUACGUCUAAACCCCAUUCGCAGCAAGCCCGUUCGGCAGACGUAAAAGCCGGCUUAUUCACUGUAGGCUAUAGUGUUUGGAGCAUGCCACAUCCUAUCCGUGUCUAUGUGCCUUUGGGAGCUUGGACUGAGGAAUUACACUGUUCUCUCUACGACGAGUGGUUUCAAGCUGUACAUCUGGCUAUUCAUCUUCUCCAGUGUAUACUCCAUUCGUCACACUCACCAGUUGAUGUCUAUCCUUUUUUCACUUAACAUCUGAAACUAAUUUUUUAGCUACUGCACCAAAGGGAUAGUGUCAUUCAUGUUGCUCCUGGCAUUCCUUCCCGCUUAUUCCAUUCUUUUGGUUCGCCUUAUCUUCAGCUUUCCUGAUGGUUCAUCGAUGUUGAUUUUACACGCCAACCAUACCUUGCGUUCAAGGAUAAAAUUUAUUUGCACAAAUUCCGUGGCCCUUUAUCCACACGCUUACAUCGAGCACGCUUUUCAUCACCUAGCUGGUCUGUUGCUCUCCCGUACACGCAUGCAAAGGUGAGCAGGUCAACGUCUAGUGCUCCAAGAGCAGUAGACUGUUGACGCUGCUUUCAUGUCGAUAGAAACCUAUUAAAUAUAUUGAUGUAGUUCAGUUAU
This is a messenger RNA of Dicrocoelium dendriticum, 2655 nucleotides long. The record is from the annotation of a GenBank genome assembly. NCBI's taxonomy places the organism in Eukaryota, Metazoa, Platyhelminthes, Trematoda, Plagiorchiida, Dicrocoeliidae.